Messenger RNA from Plodia interpunctella (Indianmeal moth), 1849 nucleotides. RefSeq names its product aladin (gene Aladin). The transcript has 6 exons. The record is from RefSeq and is a predicted model, not a curated record. Gene Ontology annotation, molecular function: protein binding. Lineage: Eukaryota; Metazoa; Arthropoda; Insecta; Lepidoptera; Pyralidae. Bases 73 to 1494 code for a protein of 473 amino acids. Gene Ontology annotation, biological process: nucleocytoplasmic transport. Gene Ontology annotation, cellular component: nuclear pore.
AUUUGAAAAUACAAUCAGUUGUCAGUUGAGCAGCCGGUUGUUGUUGUUAUUUUUUAGAUAUUACUAAAGAAAAUGUCUGCUUUCCACGGCUUUCCCGAAUUACCUGGCCCAGAAGAAACAGCCUUUUGCAAGAUAAACGAGGUUUAUUGCUGUGGGAAUAUUAAAUAUGGAAAUAUUACUACAUUUACAAACACGACGAAAUCUCAUCCAGUGAUAAACGUGGCAAGAGACUUGCACCACCACAGAACCUCUGAUGAAAACAUCAGCAUGUACAUUGAUGUUGAAGACAACUUGCUGAAGAAAAUCACGAGUGUGUUGUACAAAGAAGGAUUUUUAGAGGCUCUCAGUAUGGCAGCUGACCCUAAUGUCAACAGAGAUCAUCCUCUGCUGUCUAUGACAGCAUCAUAUGCAUUGAAAUUAGCCAAUGUGUUUACUACAUUCCGGUACUUUCUACAGCCACAUUUAAAGGAUAUAGGCCCGAAAAUCGUGGCCAAUUAUUCUAGGACGAGAAAUUGGGGUAGUGCACCUAUUAAAUGUUUGGCAUGGCAUCCUCAUACUACGAAAAUAGCUGUAGCAACAUCUGAUGAUAAUGUUAGGGUGUACUACUCUGAAGUUUCAUUUGUGUCCACAUUGAAGUGUAAAGCACAGGGUCAUGUGUGCGCGGUGAGUUGGAGACCAUUCUCGGCAUCGGAGAUUGCCGUGGCGUGUGACCAAGGUGUCAUUGUGUGGACUGUUGACCCAAAUUCUAUGUUCACAAAGCCAUCAUCUAGCAAUUCCAUUUUAUUGAAAAGGUCAGGCCACAGCCCGGUAACAGACAUCAGCUGGUCUCCAAAUGGCGACCUUCUCAUCAGCUGCUGCGGGGCAGACACGUCUAUGCUUGUCUGGGAUGUUGCCAUGGAAACCGCUGUCCCUUUGAGACGGGUUGCUGGUGGUGGGAUAGUGUUCGCGAGGUGGUCAUUUGAUGCGAGCAAAGUUUUUGCCGCAACAUCUUCCAUAAUUUUCAGAGUGUGGGAGACAAAGUGUUGGACGGCGGAGCGGUGGUGCGCGCGCGGCAGCCGCGUGCGCACGGCGAGCUGGGGCGCGCGGGCGCUGCUGUUCGCGGCGGCCGGCGAGCCCGUGCUGUACGCGCUCACCGACACUGGGCUCAUCAACGGAACACAAACAAGCAAAGCGGUGCCAGUUCUGGACACGUCUAAAGUGGAACUUCCAUCGGGCGAUAUAGUGGGUGGUCCCAUCCUGGACAUGUGCUGGGACCCCAGCGGGAAGUACCUAGCGCUGUUGUUCGAGGAGUCCCACCUAAUUGCGAUAUUCUGCACUACGCAACUCAUGAUGCAACUGAAGGUCACGCCUUGUUGUUUCGUCUGCGGCUUAGACAACGAAGUGCCAUCGACAAUGGCGUUCCAGUUGAAUUUCGCAGAAGGCGCGUGUCUGACCAUCGCCUGGUCCAGUGGAAGAGUCCAGCAUUUCCCUAUAGUGUACACUGAUGGAUAUUGACCAGUCAUGGACCUUAAGAAAGAUAUCAUCAGGUGACAGACUGAUAAACUAAAAAUGACUUGAAUCCUCUCAACUCUCACUGUUUUAGUCAACUUUGUAUUUAUAAUUUCUUAGAAAAAAAAAUCAAUUAAUGGCUCAAAAAGCAAUGUUCUUUAAAAUCUAUUAAAGUUUUGACUCGUGAUAUAGGUGUACUGGUUACAUUUUUUUAUAGAUUUUCGUCAACGACGUGGCGUGUAAUAUACAUCUUAAAAGGAUCAAUAUGUGCGGUGUGUAUAUAUUUUUCAUAGUUUUUUAAGACUGCCCUAAAGAAUUGUAAUUUUAAAGGUAAAUAAAGAAGUAACAUUUUAAAUUGUAA